Adineta ricciae is the source of this 537-nucleotide messenger RNA. NCBI's taxonomy places the organism in Eukaryota, Metazoa, Rotifera, Eurotatoria, Adinetida, Adinetidae. The record is from the annotation of a GenBank genome assembly.
AUGUUCCAUUUCAACUCUAUUCGUUAUUUGUUUUCUAUUAUCAUCAUUUUCAAUGAACAUCUGCUUCCGUUAUGUUCUGGCAACACGAAUUCAUUUGGUAGCAAUCGCAUUCAAUAUCGACAACGUCGUAGUCUAUGGAACUUCUUCAGCGACACAAAUGAGCAUCGGCAUCAAACGGGAAAUAACAGUCCAAUAUUCAAUGUUGCCAGUGGAAAUGAUGCCUCGUCGACGACAAAAACAGUAGCCGAUUCUUGGCUGAAAAUGGUCAAAGAACAAUCUGGUCGUAUAAUGGAAGGUGCCACCGAUGUUGCCUUGACACCAGUACAUUGGAUGCAAAAUAUCAGCAGCUAUUGGCCUAUUUACGUUAUUUGUGCAACGAUUAUUCUCAUAUUGGGCACCUAUAUCUACUGUGUUUGCCAGAAUAAAAUGGCUAAUUUAAUGUUUUGGAAUAGUGCGCAAUAUCAUCGACCAGCACAAAACAAUAAUCUUUCACAAUUUUCUAAUCCAGAGAAGGGUAUUAUGAUGUUAAGUCCAUAG